Messenger RNA from Anoplopoma fimbria (sablefish), 4332 nucleotides. RefSeq names its product platelet-derived growth factor beta polypeptide b (gene pdgfbb). Gene Ontology annotation, molecular function: growth factor activity; platelet-derived growth factor receptor binding. Lineage: Eukaryota; Metazoa; Chordata; Actinopteri; Perciformes; Anoplopomatidae. The record is from RefSeq and is a predicted model, not a curated record. Bases 669 to 2246 code for a protein of 525 amino acids. Gene Ontology annotation, cellular component: membrane. Gene Ontology annotation, biological process: positive regulation of protein autophosphorylation; positive regulation of phosphatidylinositol 3-kinase/protein kinase B signal transduction; positive regulation of cell population proliferation. The transcript has 8 exons.
CAGGUCCAGGGCUGAGGCGCACCGAGCCACACAGACUUUUGCAUAGUGAUAAGACUCCUUGGAAGAAGAAGACCCGCAAAGCGAGCUGACCUGCGACGUUUUUAGACGUUCAGCGUGAGAGCUGGACUUUUUUUGACGCGUCACGGUUAAAGAGACCCCUUGACAAGAGAACACAAUUGGAUAUAUUGUAUUUUAAAGAAAUCUGGACAUCCUGGGAAUAAUUGAAACUUUCCUCACUCUCUGAGUGUCCUGGAUAGUUUUGUCUUGUGAAGUUUGUGACUUGGAAAUGUCGUUGAUUAAAUGUAACCUAUUGCGCUUUUAGCCAAAAAACGCACACUUUUGCGCAAGGUGGACUAAAAAAAAGAAGAAGACUAAACAUCACUUUGGAGACCAAGCGCCCUGAAAUUAAAACUUGGAGGUUUAUUAUUCAUCCAAUUCAGUGGAGAUCCUUUUUUUUUUUUUUUUUAAAUUUUUAAGCGCUUUCUUCCUCCUCUCUUCUCCGGAUAAUCUCUACCGGAGAAACGACAGUGUGGACGGACCGUCUACGCGCGCGCAGCUCUGCAGUGCGAGCCGCCGUCCCUCCCCGCGCGCAGUGCUGAGGAGAGAGGGACCUCUCGCGCUUCCAUAAAUGCCCGGUCCGUCGAAGUGGCUCGAGGCUGGGCAGCAAGAUGAGCUCGUGGGUACAGCUGCUGCUCGCGUUGCUGGCGGCGUGUCUGCGGUUUGGCGUGGCCGAGGGGGAGCCUCUGCCUGCAGCCCUGGUGGAGCUGGUUAGGAACAGCCCCAUCUCCUCCAUAGAGGACCUUCAGCUGCUGCUGCUCACUGACUCCGUAGAUGAGGAGGACGGGAAUUCUGCAGCCAAUGGAGGUCACAGACUACCAAGGAGCCUCGAUGCCCAGCCGGCUCAGCAGGCUCUGUGCAAAGUUCGUACAGAGGUGGUUGAGGUCACCAGGGCGAUGUUAGACCGCAGCAACGCUAACUUCCUGCUAUGGCCGCCCUGCGUCGAGGUGCAGCGCUGCUCUGGCUGCUGCAACACCAAGAGCCUGGAAUGCAACCCUGUCGUCACGCACACCAGAUACUUGCAGGUCAUGAAGAUCGAGUACAUCAACAAAAGACCCACUUACGCUAAAGCUGUGGUGUCAGUUGUCGAUCAUGUGGAAUGCCGAUGUCAGCUGGCUCCUCGCCCUCCUGUGCCAAAGAAAAAAUCAUCGCGCAGACAGCAUAACCACCACCAUCGAAACCACACACUCAGCCAAGAAAACGGCCAGGUCAAGAUGCAGUCCAAAGAUGAACUCCAUCAGUGGGAUGAACUGAAGCAGAACCAGAGGGCCAACCUGGAGGACCUCCUGGAGCAGCACUGGAGCCCCAGAGGAGACACCUUCACUCAGCCAGAAGAAGGGUACAGCCUGGCUGGGAAAGACACAUCUCGCUCUGGAGAGGCUGUCCUUUUUGCUCCACAUUGGGCGCAUAAUGCCACCAGGCUCCUUGAGACUAAAGACCAAACUGAAAAUCUGGAGGAUGUUGAGAAGACAAGUGGGAGGAUCUCAGAUGGCAACAAGACUGUUUCCUCAGUGGAUAAUGUUGACGUUGAGGUAAAGAAAGAGUUGGUAGAAGGUGGGGAGGGGCUGCUACUCAGCACUGAAGGGAAAGUUAAAGAGGGAAUCGGUAGCAGAGACGAAGGCAUGCAAACACACAGUCCAUUAUGGCAAGACGACAAAUCCAAACUUUCAAAGAGCCACACAAGUGGAUCUUCUCACCCUGUUAAUCAGAAUCCUGAAGCCAAGUCCAGUCCUACUAAGGCGCCCAGUGAGAGAGUUGGGAACAGGUUACGAGCGACUAAAGAGCCGAAUCCAGAGCCUCGGGAACAGGCGAGACAGAGAGACAAUGAAACUCCUGAGGAGGUGAGAAUAUUACAGAUUGAGGAGGAAAAACUGGAGCAGGAGAGGAAAGAGCUUCUACUUCUCCACAAGAGGCUGGACCAAGAGAAGGAAAUUUUGAGACAGCAGCAGAUGAAACGAGAAGAGGAGGAAAGGCAGAAAGAAAAGGAAACGGAGAGCCAACAUCACCUGCAUGGUAAACAUCAUCAUCAUCUGCAAACAACAACACAGGGACCAGCGACAACAUCAACGACUACCACACAGCAGCCAUCAGCUCCAGCAGGCCCCAGACCCCCAGCCCGUCCAAGGAAAAAGAUUAGGAAGAAUCGCAAACGAAUCAGCAAGGCAGCUAUGAGAGCAAUGCUAAUGUAAAGCAAAAUAAAGCCAGGACACCAAGUGAACUUGGUUCAUUUCGUGGAUCCAGAGGUGAAGCAGAAUGACUCCCUUCAUAUAAGUACUUAUUCACUUGUCAGUAACCUGCUCGUCCUGUGAGAUCUCCUCCGUAACACUACUAAUGACUGUCUGGUGAACCUGUAACUACACCUGUGUGGAGUAAGACGAGGAUGAGAAGAAAAUGGAAUAUAAAUAGAAGGUGGACCUUGUCAAGAAAAUUUGCUUGCCUCUACAACGACAGUUGCUGGUAUGAAGACUGACAAAUUGUGUUCAAGUCCAGAACCUGUGGGGUGCUGAAACUGCAUCGCUGUAGAACUGUGGACAAUUGUGCAAUUUCUUCUUGAAACCUUGUUUUGAUAUCAACAGAGAUAAACUGCACUUAGAUGUUGACAGAACCGAGUCUAUAUGGGGUUUGAAUUAAAAAGUCUGUUGCUGAAAGACUUUUUUGAAAACCACAAUCAGAUGGACGACAAAGGACACCUGGGCGAAAAAAUUGACGUAAAAAUGGACAUUACUCUUUUGUGUCAUUGAAGAUUCUGUUGUAUUUUAAUCAGAUAAUCUUAGAAACAAUAAUCUGCAACAAAAAGUGAUGUUGACUGAAAUGAGCAGUCUCUCCACAAACUGAGGGGCUCAGUGUUGGGAAGAUAAAGCUGUGUAGAUUUACCGUACCAUGGCCUGAUAUCAUUUAUUAGCUCCGGAAAAAACAGUGAUGUCCUCUCAUUAAUCGUAUUUAAUUAUAUUUAACUCAUUGCAAACACUGGAAUAACACAGAUGUGAUACGAGAACAAAAACAUUAUAUGUUGCAAUUCAAAAUCUCAUUACAGGUGUGAAGAAAAAGGUGCUAUCUGAAUACGAGGUGAUAGCGUUGCACCUGUGACCUGACGUCGCGCUAUGUUUCUUAUUUAUUUAUCUCUGCCAUUUUCUUUGGAUUAACUUUUUUUAUACAAUUUACUACAAACAAGAUGAGGUUGGUGAUGGCUGGGUGGAUUCAAAUGGAAAGAAAGACAAAGAAAGUUUUAAAAAAGAUCAAAACCUUCUGUGUCCUCCCAGAAUCAUGCAGUGUUUAACUUCUAUGUCAAAAAAGUGUCUGUUUUGUAUGACUAAGAGUGUUGUGUUGUGUGUGUAAGGGCUUGGGCCAACACCUGCACUGCUGUCAUGCAUCUCAAUACUCAUGUAGAAGCAUUAAUCUGUUUUUCUCUGUCUCUUUCUCUCUUUGAUAAAGACAUGUCUCUCUUCCAUUGAAACAAUCACAUUCCUUUUAAACUCUUGGAGGAGGGAAAAUAAACCCCUAUGUUUCUUUAAGGGCCCCCACUGCAUUUGUUUUAUUAUUCCACAACACAAAUUAUUCCACAAUUUUUUUGACAUUUCAAUUACAGGAAGCGAAAAGCAAGAAAAGCAAGAGUCACUUAAAAGGACAGCAAAAAACUAAACAUUGCAAAUGUAAAAAAUGUUGUGUCCUUUAUAUUUCCAUUAGUAACAACAUGUGGAAACAUGCUGGUGAUGAUAUUUGUGUCCAAUGAUCCAUAAUUGGCCAAAAAAAACAUUACCCGCACGUUCUUUAUGCCAACUUACAACUGUUACUGUUUUUGUCUGUUUUAUUAUGACAAAAAAAGCAAAAUGUUUGCAAUAAUUAAUGCUAUUUUCAUAUGGGUAUAAGAAGUUAAUGUGCUUAAAUCUAUUUUGUUUUGUGUUUUUAUUCCUUUUGCACCAGUUACUCUUCUGUAUCUAACAAAUUAGCUUCUAAAAGGCCAAAGGUUUGUCAUGAAAUGUACAAAAUGCUUUUCAGAAAAAAUCUCACUGGGCCAUGAAUGUCAACACGUGAUGAGCAACAGACAAAUAACAACAAAGCCUUAAUUAUUUCAAGAGUCCAUAGUCAUGCUAGUUGCUCUGCAAGGUUGUACUUAUGCACUGCGAUGCUUCAAUUGAAAUGCUAAUGAAACAUGCUAACAUGCUGAUGCUAAGCAGGUAUCAUUUUUACCUUGUUUUGCGUCUAAGUUAGCAAAAUUAGCAUUCAAAUAUUUGUUAAUUGUUACUAUACAAACAAAAUGUACAGCUGGUGGAAUUG